This is a messenger RNA of Malurus melanocephalus (red-backed fairy wren), 3959 nucleotides long. RefSeq names its product golgi membrane protein 1 (gene GOLM1). The record is from RefSeq and is a predicted model, not a curated record. The transcript is spliced from 10 exons. NCBI's taxonomy places the organism in Eukaryota, Metazoa, Chordata, Aves, Passeriformes, Maluridae. Gene Ontology annotation, cellular component: Golgi apparatus. The coding region runs from base 116 to 1294 and encodes 392 amino acids.
AAAGAAAAAAUCUCAUUUUACCAACUGCACCCAAGAUUCCCAGCGGAGUUUGAGGAUUCAUAAAAUUAGGUUUUCACACUUGGUGUGGUUCUUUGGAUUUUUUUUUUUUCUUAAAAUGGUAGCAUUAGGAAACAGCUGUCGCGGGAUGAAGUCUCCACCUCUCCUCAUGGCUGCACUUGUGGCAUGCAUCAUUGUUUUGGGUUUCAAUUAUUGGAUUGCAAGUUCUCGCAGCAUGGAUCUACAGGGUCGAGUCCUGGAUCUGGAARGCAAAGUCCGCAGGGCUGCAGCAGAGAGGGGUGCUGUGGAACAAAAAAAGAAUGAAUUCCAAGGGGAGCUAGAGAAACAACGACAGCAGAUCGACAAAAUCCAGUCCUUGCACAGCUUUCAGAUGGAAAAUGCCAACAGAGUACAUCAGGAAGAGAAGGCAAUGCUGAUGAGUAACAUUACAGUAAAUGAUCGAUUGAUUCAAAGUCUACGAGAACACUUGAAAGAGUURCAGACAGAAUAUGGAAAGCUACAGUUGGAUGUUUACUGGUUUCAGAAGAACCAGACUAACCUUCAGAAGAAGUUCUCAUAUGACCUGUCCCAGUGCAUCAACCAGAUGAAAGAAAUAAAAGAACAAUGUGAAGAAAGGAURGAUGAGCUUACAAAAAGGAGUACUGGUGUACCACAAAUUAAAGAAAACAAAGACCUCAUAGAAGAAUCAGAAAAAUACAACCAGGUUGACACUCAACUGCCAGCCUUGAAGCAAACUGACUUGGAACAGCAGAAAACCAGUGAAGAUGUACCUAAAGCAGUACCUACAGUGAUAAAGACAGACGUGACGCAGGCUAAAGAAAGAACAGACAGCCUAACUGACAUCAGAAAACAGGAGCCUGAGGCAGAAGAGGAGCAGCUUUCUAGUCAGUUGAUAAAACCACAAGAAUCACUCAAGACUGCUGGAGGUCAGAAGGAGAUGCUGCUAGAGUCAGAGAAGGAGCCAAAUCCACUUAAGGAUGCGAAAGAUGUAGCUGGGCAAGCUACAGUACAGCUGACAGCAGAGCAGGCUGCCAGUGACGAAGUUGAGAGGGAACAGCUCCUAAAUUACGAUGCUAAGCAGGAUGACUUGCUGCCUGACAAAGAGGAACAUGAAGCAGUGAACCAGGACAAGGAUGUUGAUUACAACUUAGAAGUGAAUGAAGCUGAAUCAGAAACAGACAAGCAAGCAGCACUUGCRGAGAUUGAAAAUGUUCAAAGCCCUGAAGAUAUGAAGAACCACUUAUCUGACCAUGGRGAAGGAAGACAGAAGUUGUGAACAAAGAAGUUCAUGAUACAACUUAAUCACCUCUUCAUCUAGAUGCAGCAAUGAUCAGAGUAAAGUGAUGUUAGAAGGUUUUGAUUAUCUUCUAAAUGCUUGACUAAGGGCCCAAAGGAAGUAAUAUUUUGUUGUGAARUUUUAGUCCUGUUGCGGUGGAGAAAAAAGGUAAAUCUCUGGAGGCUUGUUUCAAAGCAGCUUGGCCUCUGCAAUGACUUUCUCCUUCCUAUCAAUUACAAAAUUGAAAUCAGGUAGCAAUAAGGGUAGUAACUUUGAAGUUGGCUACCUCGUAUAGUCAUACUACAGGAAGAGGAUGUGUGGAUUGGUGGUAGAUGAGGAGCAGUCCUCUGCCAAGGAUGGAUCUCUCCCCUGCAAUGCACAGUGGAGAAAUCCCCAGCUUAGUCUUGAAAAUUGAAGAUGGAGCUAUGUUGAUGUAACAAAACAUGGGAAGGAUGAACACCAGUUCAUGCUGCAAUCUACCCUUGUGUCUGUCCUGGCACCUUUUUACUGUAACAGAGAGACUGAGAAAGCACAACUGUAGUCCUCAAAUACUAUGCAGAUUGAUACAUUUACCUGGGCCUUCAAAAUUAAAUUCCUAGAUUACACUAUCAUGAUGUGUUCUUAGCUUCAAAAUUAAAGAACCCAAAAAUGAUUCUGAUAAUAGCAUCUUCUUAUAAAGAGAUUUGCCAGAAAUCUUUUUCUGAAAGCCUUGCUGAACUCUACAAGGUCAGUACUACAAUUUGGUUUGGUUACCACUAAUUUGCACAAGUUUAGUGUAAAAAUUCAAACUCAUAAACUUUUCAUAACAGAAAUGCUUUGAAAUGGUGUGCUACAACUACCCUACUCCACCCAGCCACUAUCUUCUGCGAAAACAGAGGAAUGCAAAUGCUUCUAGGAGAAGCCUUGUAAAGCAGCAGUCUGAGCUGUUGAAUGGGACUAACCUCUGCUGGACUUCUGAAGAGGUAACCAGAUUAUGCAUUUAGAACACAUGGCAGGCUCCCACAGGUGAAGCUGUUGUUGUUGUGAAGUCUAUGUUAAUCAUCAUGUAUCAUCUUGUAAUGUUCUGCAGUCUUUUUCCUUUCUGCAACUUGUUCAAUGUAAACUAGAAACUAGUUUACUUGAAGUAAACUAUAAAUACCCUAUACUUAUUACUAAGGCAUCUUUAACUGCAGUCCAACCAGCAUGUGCAGCCAGCUGGUUUUAAGAAAUUUUUCUUUUUGYGUCUGCUCCCAAGACUGACACCUGUGUUUGGAGCAAUCUUGGUGAGUAGGAACCAACCUCUAUUGGGACAGCACAACAGCAGAUAGCAGUGACAAACCUGCCAACCAGCAAUUCCAUUUAAGAAAAUACAAAUUUGUCUUUGCUUUCCCUUAAAACACUUAACUUUGUAGCUUCUUUCGUAGUGUGCUGUUCCUCAGUUCCUCACUAGCUUACAGCUGCUGUACCUGAAGAUAUCUAAAUAUGUAAGUGGAAGGUUGGCUUUUUUGUGUAUGAAAAGAGUAUUAGUUGUUGUCAAGUGAAGAUCAGAGUUUAAGUCAAGUAAUGCCUUUCAAGCCUAAGAACAGAAACAGAUCACUGCUUUUCACCAUUUAAGUAAGAUUUAACUGGUCUGAGCUACUCCACAGCAGGGAAAACAAAUGCUUGUUAGCAGGAGAGAAGAGGAAUGAGCAUCUGUUCUGAUAAAUACUGGGAAACUUAUUGUUUUUUUUCUUUUCCCAAAAAAUUACAUUUUAAAAACAAAGUGUUUAAUCUGGAUAAAAAUAUCUACUCAUCUCUGAGCAUUUUCCCAGGACUGUAUCUGCAAAUAAUUAUAAAGCUGAGAUUUAAGUUGAUCGGGAAUUUAAYACUGAUUGUUAAAAUGCAUAUAAUCUAACAGUAUAAAAUAGUGAAACACUAUAUUCAAGUUGAAUUAAUAGCUUUACCAGUAUCAAGUUAGAAAAUCCAAAGAAUCAGACCAUUUAGGGUAAUUAAUACAUUGCCAGAGAAUUAUUUUAUAACUAAUUACUUUGGCUGUGUUUCUGUAUACCUUUGGGCUUCGCUUAGCCAACUGCAUGUUGUCCUCCACAAAUACAAUCAACUCUGUACAAAGCAUACAUGUAAAUCUCUAUGGGUAAAGGGUCUGAAAACCUUCAUAUGAGUAAUGUUCAAAAGCAUGAAGGCUACAGUUUUAUUUGCAAUCUAACUUGGGUGGUAGAUUUCUAGCAGGCAAGAGGCCUAUAUGUCUACUGUAUAGAAUUUUAGAAUUAAAGGACCUUUAGUUUAACAAGAGAUUAAUUUGGAAUUGUGGUGUACAUAGUGUUGUCUCUCACUAGUUUUCAGUUGUGAGAAACAUUGUAACUUUGCUCUAAUCAUCUCGGUGUUAUAUUAGAACUUUGGGAUUUUGUCUUUUUUUWAAAAACUAAGCCUGAUCCAUUUUAGGUAAGCAUUUAAAAAUAAUCUGCUGUCAUGUAUUCUCAUUAUUUGAAUGCAUUUUAUCCACUUCUAAUUUCAAUGAAAUGGGGAAAUACUAUUAUUGCUGUUUUCUUUUUCCAUAAAUCACAUGGAACUUGCUUUGUCUUUUACUUACUGCUUGCUUUAGAGAAAUAACAAAGGCUGUCCUUGAGUUAUUGUCAUGCAGUUCAAGAUUUUUAAGAUAGGAAUGAUUUUUGUAACUAUUUAUAAGAAG